Linum trigynum is the source of this 4656-nucleotide messenger RNA. The record is from the annotation of a GenBank genome assembly. Lineage: Eukaryota; Viridiplantae; Streptophyta; Magnoliopsida; Malpighiales; Linaceae.
CACAACUUUCAAACAACCCUUAGUAAUAUUGUCUAAGCCAUUAUGACAAAAAGUCGCUUUGCUACCUUUAAGAUUGGGGUUAUUCCGGUUCAAAAGCUUUAAGAGGCUUUAACUAAUCUAAGUGACAAGUAUUAAAUCUUUUUUGAUGAAGGUGAAAUUUUAUUGCUGGAAAAGUACACAAGAGGAGUAUGAGAAAAUACAUGUCGAUUCAGGGACCUGCUCUUACUCGGGUUCAACGCGAGCCGGAGCGACAACAGCAGCGAGCUGUGGCGAACGUUAUUCCUCUGCAAUCCAUUCACCAAGCGAUGGGUCGCCCUGCCUUUAGCCCCUCGGAGGUGGCUCCAACCGUACACAGAUGCUUGCUGAAGAAUGAUAUGCUGCUACUGUACACAUUCAGUUUUCAUUGGUUUUCAUGCCUACAGGUCUCUUUUUCUUUUUUAGUGGCUUCAGUGCUGUCAUUUUUUGUUGUUCAUGGUAGUUCAGAGAGGAUAUCUUUAGUGGGCAACUAUAAUGGAUACUUCUGGGUUCUAAGCUUCUGCACAUGAUUUUUCUCAUGGGGGAUAUCUUUAGUGUUUGGCGACUAGAAGAAAAUAAUUGGAAGAGAAGUUCAUGUGCUUGAUCUUCUUGUAUUGAUAUAGUGUUCUGCAAAUUGCAAUUCGUUGGCUUAAUUGCAAGUUAGAAGAAAAUAAUUUCUUUUUUUCAUUUUUUAUAAUUUUUUUUAUAAUGAUGUGUAAUUUCUAAAAAUUUAAUUUAAUUUUUUAAUUAUUUUUUAUUUGCCACGUCACACAUUUAACGGUCAACUGUCAGAGUUGACCGCCACGUCAGUCAAAGUUAACGGAGAUUAACGGAGAGUGACCGAACUUGAACUGUUCAACUAAUUCGAGUGACUAUAAAUGGAAUAAAUUAAUUUGAGUGGCAAACGUGAAAUUUUAUAGCAAUUCGAGUGACCAAACUUGCAAUUAAGCCUAAUCAAAAGUAUUACAGUGACUUGAAAAGCAGCCAAAAAGACUUUCAGCAGUGAUGGGGUGACUGAGGAAGAACCACUAUUAAUCCUUAAGAAGUGUCAAAUACUAACUACUACGUGGCCUUCAAUUUCUUUGAAAAUAUUUAAUUGACAAACUAAUCACGUUUAGAAUAUGGAUGGUUUCUUAAUGUAGAUAAUUAACAAACUAAUCACGUACCUCUCUUCCUCCUGCAAAUACCAUAUAAUUAGUUAAUUUUUUUGUAUUGUUUCGUUCUUCGAUAAUUUCAACAAAGGACUACUCCUCACUUAGACUAGUAAACUAGUAUGAUGAGUAUGAACGACAUUUGUGUCAGGUGCCACUCUGUGGAUCGGAAUCUCUUCUCUAGUCUUGUGUUCUUUCCCUUUUUAAUAUUAUUAUAUUAUAAAUAUAUGUAUUGGGUUUUAGUCAAAUACCGUCUGCUUAUAAUUUUUAUUUUUUAGUCAUUACAUUGCAUGUAGCAAAUUUAACCCCUCCAGUGACUUCAUUGGGUCGGGUAUAAGUUGGUGCUCCUGCUCCUGACAAGUCACAAGCGGAUGAGGUGGCUUGAAUUUUUUUUUUACGACCAUAAAUAAGCUGACCGUACUAACUUCUCUACUUCAGUCAUAAAGACUGAAGAAACAAAAUAAAUUUUCCUAUUAAAAAACAAUUACGUAGGCUAAGAUAUUUGACUAAUUUCCAAUAUACAGAAAAGACAACUGAAUAGUUCAAUUUAGUAAAUAGGAUGACAAGAAUGUAGCUUAUUGGAGUCUCAUACACCUAAAGAAUGUAUUUAAGACACUAGUCAAGAAAGCAAAAGCUCGUCGAAAUUGGAUAAUAUCAUUAAUGAAUUUGAAACCCCCAACAAUUUUUAAAAAAAUUAUAGAGAUAUAGUAAUUACCCUUAUUUUUCUAGAUCUUUGAUAUGAAAAUAUAACUCUAAUAAAUUACAUGAUAACACUCUCUAAUACAAUAUUGCUAUAGUACCACUCAUACUCUAAUAAUAUGUUAAUUUUCUUAUAUAUGAUUAUAUAAAGUUCUUUUUUCCUUAAAUAUAGUGGUCAGAGAAAGACAGUAGGUGGGCGCUAAUAGUGUUAUUUAAUCAAGAAAGCGUACACGUACAUAGUCAAUAUUGUAAACGUGAUCAUAUUCUUAUACUUUUUUUUGGGUAAGAAAUCAUGUAAUUAACUAAGGGUGGUUUCCUAGAACUUUGAUUGACGUUCUUGUUGGCUAGCUAUUUAAGCAACAGAGUCAUCGGCUUUGAUUCACAACACACAGCAUACAAGCUUUCCUACAAAAAUAAACAAAAACACUCCCUUAUAUAUCAACCUUCGGUUUCACAAAUUAAGUAGCAAUUCCGCAAAACCCAGUUCGAGAUCAUCAUCAUGUCGACUACUACCGUUGUUGGAAACCAAAAUGCUGUCAGCAUCGAUCGGGACUCAGCAAGCUUCCCUCUCACACAGUGGGGCGACCGCUUUCUCGACGACGAAGAACACCAGCAGCAGGGGCCACUGCCAGUGCUUGAAAGCGAGUACGAGGUGCUCAAGGAAGAUGUGCGGAAGAUGGUUACUGCUGAGGAUGAUGGCAAGCCGUCCGCCAUUGCGGAGAAGCUGCGGGUGAUAGAUGCAGUCCAACGAUUGGGCAUUGGCUAUCACUUCGAGAAGGAGAUUGAAGAAGCACUUGAAAGAGUGCAUGCUCUUGGAGACGAACUAUUCGUCAUCCAUGAUCAUGACGAUAACACUACUACCGAUGAUCUCUACAACGCUGCUCUUCGAUUUCGACUUCUCAGACAACAAGGUCUUCGAGUUUCUCCAGAUGGGUUUAGAAACUUGAAGGACGGAGAAGGAAAUUUUAAGGGAUGGUUGGCCUCGGAUGAGCAUGGGCUAUUGAGCUUGUAUGAAGCAGCACAUGUGGCAAUCCAUGGAGAAGGCAUAUUGGAUGAAGCACUGAGCUUUGCUACCAAGACCCUCAAGUCCAUUCUUCCCAAACUCAGCCCUUCAUUCCACAAACAAGUAAAGUUCGCUCUCGGUCUCCCUUCGUGGAAAUGUGUCCCUAGGUCACUUACUAGGAACUACAUCGAUUUUUAUUCCGAAGAUGCCUCCCACAAUCACAAACUCCUUCGAUUUGCAAAGUUGGAUUUCAACUUGCUCCAAAAGUCGCAUCGACAAGAGCUCCACGAAAUUUCUGAGUGGUGGAAAAGUUUGAAUGUGACUACCAACUUCCCACAUGCAAGAGACAGAGUUGUGGAAUGCUAUUACUGGAUUUAUGCGGUAUACUUUGAACCCAAGUAUCAGUUGGCCAGAGUUAUAUGCACCAAGAUCAUAUCAAUGCUUUCACUCUUAGAUGACACUUGCGAUAAUUUUGCUACGUUUGAAGAGGUCAAGAUGCUCACAGAAGCUAUUGAAAGCUUCCAUGUAAGCGCACUGGAAGCACUACCAGAGACGAUGAAAAAUUUGUACCGUAUCAUCAUAGAUCUGUACAACGAAAUUGAAAUGGAACUUGCAAAAACAGGACCCACUUUUGCGGUCGACUAUGCUAAAGAAGAGCUCAAGAAAAUAUGCCGAGCCCACUUGGCAGAGGUUCAGUGGCGUACCAAAGACCAUGUUCCAACACUAGAGGAGUAUAAGAUUGAUGCAUAUGUAACAAGUGGGUUUCCCAUCCUUUGCACAUCGGCUUUCGUUGGAAUGGGAGCUAAAAUAGCCAACAGGGAGGCCUUUGAAUGGGUCACCAACGAGCCUAAGAUGGUGAGAGCUGCUUCAGUCAUUUCUAGGAUUCAAAACGAUAUCGUCUCUCACAAGUGGGAGCGAGAGAGAAGUCAUGCUGCUUCAGCAAUAGAAUGUUACAUGAAGGAGCACGGGGCAUCGGAAGAGGAAGCCGUUGAAUUUUGUUGGGAGGAGAUUUCUAGAGCUUGGAAGGACAUUGCAGAAGAGUGUCAGAAACCAACACCAUUGCCAGUAGCCUUAACAGAUCGUGUCCUUAACUUUGCACGCUCCAUUAGUGUGAUAUAUGAGAAUGGUGAUGGCUACACUCAUUCUCACCUUUUGAAAGCACACAUUGCUUCACUGUUCGCCGAUCCUGUACCUCUAUGAAUAACGUCACGAAGAAAGGAAUUAUGAUCCACAAGAAUCAUAUGUAUUAUUGUACUAGUCAUUCCUAUUGAGUUUGGUUGUCCAAAAAAAUAGUGAUUUGGAGAACAAAUGUAUUUGUGGGUUGGGAUCUCAAUAAGAAUUACAUUUUCCUUUCAUAUGGGCAACCUCAUAUUUUCUAAUAUUUUUAAUACUUUUUUGUCAUAGAAUUGAAAGGGUCGAGAACUGAAAUACUGAAUCAUUGAUCUUUUCGUUUAAGUAUGACUUGAUGCUAUGAUUCUUACGCUGGUUCUCAUUUUUUAAAGGCACACAUCACUUCGUUGUUCACUAAUCAUGUAGCUCUUAUAGAACAUUAGUCAUGAAAAAAAUAAUUCCAAUCCACAAAAUGUAUUCAGUCUUAUCAUAAUUUCUUCAAUCCACAUGUGACAACUAAAACAAAUGUGUAUGCUACUUUUAUCUUGAACAAUUACAUUGUUCUUUGCACAUAGGGAGUCUAAUCUUCUCAACGGUUAAUUGCUCACUUUUAUUUAUUGCACGGGUGAAGAUCAAACCUCUUAAUUUUCCAUAACUCAAGAAAUAGCGAUAUCCCAU